Messenger RNA from Anguilla rostrata (American eel), 3858 nucleotides. RefSeq names its product tumor protein p63 regulated 1-like (gene tprg1l). NCBI's taxonomy places the organism in Eukaryota, Metazoa, Chordata, Actinopteri, Anguilliformes, Anguillidae. The transcript has 6 exons. The record is from RefSeq and is a predicted model, not a curated record. Gene Ontology annotation, cellular component: cytoplasm. Bases 192 to 1052 code for a protein of 286 amino acids.
UUCCUGGUUGGGUGUUAAAGCUACAGCUACGUCUUGGUCAAGCUUCAUGAUUCAUGACUGCGUACGUAAAGUAAACAACACCCUAGCUCAACAUUAGUUUUGAGUAAGGCGCCGAGGUUCUAUUUGUGCUGUGGUUUUUUGGCUCAAGUAAGUAGCCAAAGCGAGCUACCUUGUUAGCUUUCUGUUGAACAAUGCUGCAACUGAACGACUCCGUCGAACCAGAGAGCCCCGGAGCUGCUGUGCUACAUACGGUUGAAAGUGAGGACGGGGUGGAGGUGGCCUUCACGCCGCCGGGGGCCGGAGGAAGACAGGGGUAUAGUGCAUCGGUAGCAUGUUGUUCUCCUCUGCAGACAUUGACGCCGUUUCAUGUUCACAACCCAACAAUGCAAGCGAAAGUGAAAGAUUAUUUCGUCUUCAGACCAGGAACAAUAGAACAAGCAGUGAACGACAUCCGAACAGUGGCCCUGCCUUCGGAAGACGGGGAGGUGCUGAGCGUGUGGCUACUGGCCGAAGUUGACCACUGGAACAAUGAGAAGGAGCGAUUGGUUCUCAUCACUGACAGGUCUCUGCUGGUGUGCAAGUAUGAUUUCAUCAACCUUCAGUGCCAGCAGGUCACCAGGAUCUCCCUCAAUGCUGUGGACACCAUCUCCGUCGGAGAGUUCGAGUUCCCUCCCAAAUCUCUCAACAAGAGGGAAGGUUGUGGGAUCCGGGUCCAGUGGGACAAGCGCCCCCGGCCCUCCUUUGUGAACCGCUGGAACCCCUGGAGCACGGACAUGCCCUACGCCACGUUCACAGAGCACCCCAUGGCCCACGCAGACGAGAACGUGGGCUCUCUCUGUCAGGUAACCCCCACCCAGCUGGAGAACUUCAAGGCCCAGCUCAUCCAGGCAGUGAAGAGGGCGCACAAGGAGCACCCGCUCCCCGGGCGGGCCAACGGCGUGCUGCUCCUGGAGAGGCCCCUCCUGAUCGAGACCUACCUGGGGAUCAUGUCCUUCAUCAACAACGAGGCCAAGCUGGGAUACUCCAUGACCCGGGGCAAAAUCGGCUUCUAGAUCUAGCGCCAUGUACCUUGUUCAAGCCCUUUAACACCACCACCCCCCCGCCCUCCUCCCCCGCAUUCAUUGGCUGACUCCGUUACUCGACAUUGUGCGCUAAACACAUCCCUGUGUUGUAUUGUUGGUGGAGUCUCGCCCCAGCCCCGCCCUGUGGCUUUGUGAUGCCCCACAGCAUGAGCCAGACACCCCCCCCCACACUGCGGACGUGCCGGUCUCUUCAGUCUGCGGCACCUUACUGUACAAAGUGCUUUAUUCUACGAAUUCCUUCUGUUACAAGGUAUUUCCUGCUUUGAGAAUUGUGCUGUUGCGAGAGUGUGCAUGGUCAGAGCACCCUGCUGCAGAUGUUCUGUACUCUACUGUACUGUACCGUAGCUGCGCAACGAUUCCCAGCAUCGCUCAGCAGACUUCCUCACAUUAUCUCUCCCUGUUCAUACAGUCAGGCUCACUCCUCUCCUGCACAUUCAGCCGUGAAAGAAACAAAAUGGCACCCUGAUGCCCGGGCGCCUUCUGCCAGUGGCCUGCACAAUGAGUCCCGCUGCUGUUAACUCCCAGGUGAGGGAACGGGAAGGGGGUCAUGGGUUCCUUUGAAUCAUGCAUUCACCAUGCCCCAACUUUAGUGACCAAUGUUGACCUAAUAUGGAACAGCAGACUAGAAUUAAAGUAGUUGGCACAGUCCUAAAGGACGAUCACCCCAGCAGAGCUUUUUGAAAUUGUUAUGACUGAUGAGGGUGGGAUAGAGCUGGAGGCCAGCUGGUUUCCGUUCAGUAGACUAGGACAGUACUACAUGUGAGGUUUUUGCUCAUGCUUGGAUGUCCAGAGGAGACAAAGAGUAAAAUAAUUAGGAUGCGUUUGGGCGUGAUACAGUCAGGGCCCUUUAGUCUUCUUUGUUGUCACUGACGUGUUUGGCCUCCAGUCAGAAUGCUCUUCAGGUGUGUAGUUGAAAGUGCACAUGCACGUGCACGUGCGCUGUGGAUGAGGCAUCCCCUUCAGCAGUGCCAGUUCAGAUACAGUAAUGUUUUAUUCGGGUGAUGUUUGGUUGGGCUGAUCGAGUGCUGUCCAAACCUAAAAUGGAAACGGUGGAAUUUGUGUAGAUGGAUUCAGAUUUUUCUGUCGUUUCUGGCAUGGAGUUGCCGUGCGGUUUGGAGGGGGCACCUAACAAUCCUCAUCGAUGCUAAACUAAACGCACAACUAAAAACAAAAAGUCCUGUUUACCUUGAGCGUGGUGAACCACCAGUGCGAUGUUAGAUGGGCAGUGUUUAAAGUGUGUUUAAACUGCUAAGGCUACUGCAAUAGGGACACCUUAAAAAAUAUAUAUUUACAUUAAUGAUAUAAAGGAUAUUCCAUUUUUGGGAGGUCCAGCAAAAAUAAUAGAUUUCAUGUUUUUUGUUGGUUACAUUUUCAGAUUAGGAUUUAAACAAAAUAGAAACAACCUAAAUGUUUUUUUUUCCCCUCUAUCUUAACAUGGUUUGUAACACUUUGGACAGAUGCCAGCUCAGAGUUACAGAAACUUUUGAUAGCAUUCCAAGUCAUUCCAAUAAAACACACGUCACAUGCACAAGUAUGGUUUAAAACUUUGUGGCUGCCAUGAAGUUUAACCAAGCUAAAAGGGUUCAGGACAAGCACUGAGUACUGUAUCUGGUUAGUGACUACUUGUUGAAAAAUUAAUAAACGUUAUUGCGCAAUUCCCGUACUUUUACAAUAGAUCUAUGCACUGGUGUUGUGCUACCAAAGUCAAGAUGAUGUUGUGAUUUUGAAGUGCCCCCAUGAUUCCGAACUUUUAGAUUUUUUCCUCCCAUAAAAACUUUGUUUUUGAACAUAAUGUGCAUGCUUGUUGCACGAGGAGUUUGCAUGUCGUCUUUGAUAUGUGGAUUUUUAUUUGACACAUACCACAUGUAAAAAGAUUUGCACUGAUAAUAGCAAUCUUUAAGUGAUUUCAAAAGUAUAUAUAUAUAUAUAUUAAAUUAUUUAUUAUAUUGCUAAUUGCUUGCUUAUUUAAGUAGAGCACAGCUUUGUCUUUUUUCUUGUGAAUAUUAAAAAUAGAAAGAUAUUUGACUUGUGCUAAUGUGCAAACAAUCCUGUAAAACCUAGAUUAGUUUUCUCAGUUAUGUAAGGGUGGAGGAUCAUUUUGUACUAAAAUGUAAGGGUCAGUUUAAAUUUUGUCAAGUAUGUAGCUGGGAAUUCAAGUAUAAAAUCGGAUUUGAUUUGAUUUAGUGUUUACACCCAAAUAUUUCCACGGGCUGCAUUUUUGCUUAGUUGCACACAAUUUCUUUAAAACAUUUUUUACUCGUGCUAUAGUUACACAUGGCAGUUAUUUGACAUUUUACAUGUCUAAAAUUGUAAAAAAAAAAAAAAAAAAGGUUUGCUUUUGCUCAAAGCGUUUCACAGCAAGUUCUUUCUUUGAGUUCUGCAGCUGUUUUAACAGCUACAUUUAGUAGCUCUAUUGAUUGGCAUUUGGCAAGAGAUGGACCAGGUGGAGAAAGAAUUGAAAUGAAACAGAAUGAGCUGGAUUGAUGUCAUUGCCAAAUAGUAUUUUGCUAGCAUUAUUAGUGGUCCCAAUUUUGUUCAAUUAAGUGUCAAAUCCUUUUUAUAAAGAAUUCAAUGUAAUACACUUCAAGUGCAAUUUACAAGGAAAUCCAGUGCUAGGGUGCGGUAGGCUGAACUCUCUCUGAUGACCUAACCAGUCAUGUAAUCCAGUUGUACUGUGAUGUACAGGAAUCUCAAUAUUGAAUCUUAGAUGUGAAGAUGGAAACAUUUGAACUGAAACAACCUCAAAAUGAUUAAAUGCAGAUUUAAACCAACAAGA